AUGUAUAAAGCUAUUACAUCAUUUUGGUCUAAACCAACAUCAUCAACAAAAACUCAAUUGUCAUCAGAUAAACCUAUUGAUGAAGAUAGUUGGGUAUUUGUUUCGGAUACGGUAAUACCAUCAUCAAUAAAAUCUAAUAAUUCAAUGACAAAUAGUUGGAUAGAACCAUUGUCUAUACAAAAAACUGACGAAUUACAAACUCAUGUGCAUCAUUUUAAUCCAAUUGAGAAUUUACUUAUUGAACAUGCGAGUAUGAGUGUUUAUGAACAAAUUGCUUCGAAAACACGAAAUAGACGACAAAAAAAAUUUGUUAAUGAUUAUAAACUUGAGGAACAAAUUGAAGACGUAGAAGAACAAGAUGAUGAUGAUGAUGAUGACGAUGAUAGAACAUCAAUGAAUCACCAUCCUCCAAAUUUAACUUCAAUACAUCCUCGAAAUAUAAAUAUUUCGACAAAUUCAUUCAUAACAACUGUUGAAUCAUCAACAUUAUCAUUGACUGCUCAUCAUCGUCAUUUACAACGUUCACAUCAACGACGUAAACGAUCAAAUAAAUCAUCAUCAUCAUCAAAAUUAAUUCUACCAAAUACAAUUGAUGAAUCAAAACAAGAAUUUAAUGAAAAUCUUGAAUUACAUCAUGUAUAUACACAUAAAAUUCAUCUUCAACAAACUUCUCAUUCCAAUAAUUAA
Messenger RNA from Rotaria sp. Silwood1, 687 nucleotides. The record is from the annotation of a GenBank genome assembly. Lineage: Eukaryota; Metazoa; Rotifera; Eurotatoria; Philodinida; Philodinidae.